Colletotrichum scovillei is the source of this 3442-nucleotide messenger RNA. RefSeq lists its product as uncharacterized. The transcript has 5 exons. Gene Ontology annotation, molecular function: S-(hydroxymethyl)glutathione dehydrogenase [NAD(P)+] activity; zinc ion binding. Bases 173 to 1354 code for a protein of 393 amino acids. Gene Ontology annotation, cellular component: cytosol. NCBI's taxonomy places the organism in Eukaryota, Fungi, Ascomycota, Sordariomycetes, Glomerellales, Glomerellaceae. Gene Ontology annotation, biological process: formaldehyde catabolic process. The record is from RefSeq and is a predicted model, not a curated record.
GCAGUUCUCUCCCCCUCUGCCAGUGCCCAACCUGCAUCUUAGACUUCCAGUUGCCAGCUCCUCCUUCCGACCUCGUUGGAAUAAAUACUCAUACCCUGCCCGGUCAUAAGCUAAGCUUAGUGUGCCGAUUUCCUCCUUCCAUCAAGGUUCUCAUCGACCAUCAUCACACAACAUGUCUGCCACUGCAGGAAAGACCAUUACUUGCAAGGCCGCCGUCGCCUGGGAGGCCGGUCAGCCCUUGAGCAUCGAGGACAUCGAAGUUGCCCCGCCCAAGGCCCACGAGGUCCGUAUCGAAAUCUACCACACCGGUGUCUGCCACACAGAUGCCUACACUCUCUCUGGUAAGGACCCCGAGGGAGCCUUCCCCAUCGUCCUCGGUCAUGAGGGCGCCGGUAUCGUCGAGUCCGUCGGCGAGGGUGUCACAAACGUAAAGGUUGGCGACCAUGUCGUCGCCCUCUACACACCAGAGUGCCAGGAGUGCAAGUUCUGCAAGUCGGGCAAGACCAACCUCUGCGGCAAGAUCCGCGCCACCCAGGGCAAGGGCGUUAUGCCCGACGGCACUUCUCGCUUCAAGUGCAAGGGCAAGGACCUGCUUCACUUCAUGGGCACCUCCACCUUCUCCCAGUUCACCGUCGUUGCCGACAUCUCAGUCGUUGCCGUCCAGCAGGAUGCUCCCAUGGACCGCACUUGCUUGUUGGGCUGCGGUAUCACCACCGGAUACGGCGCCGCCAGAAUUACCGCCAACGUCCAGGAGGGCGACAACGUCGCCGUCUUCGGUGCCGGCUGCGUCGGUCUCUCCGUCGUUCAGGGUGCCGUCGUGAACAAGGCUGGAAAGAUUAUCGUCGUUGACGUUAACCCCAACAAGGAGGAGUGGUCGAGAAAGUUCGGCGCGACGGAUUUCGUCAACCCCACCAAGCUCGGAGACCAGUCUGUGGUCGACAAGCUCAUUGAGCUUACCGACGGCGGCUGCGACUUCACGUUCGACUGCACUGGUAACGUCAGCGUCAUGCGUGCUGCUCUCGAGGCUUGCCACAAGGGAUGGGGACAGAGCAUCAUCAUCGGUGUCGCUGCUGCUGGUCAGGAGAUUGCCACCCGUCCGUUCCAGCUCGUCACCGGUCGUGUCUGGAAGGGUUGCGCGUUCGGCGGUGUCAAGGGCCGCUCUCAGCUGCCCGGUCUCGUGCAGGACUACAUCAAGGGUGACCUCAAGGUGGACGAGUUCAUCACCCACAGGAAGACCCUGGGCGAGAUGAACAACGCCUUUGAGACCAUGAAGCAAGGCGACUGCAUCAGAGCCGUGGUCGACAUGCGCAAUGAAAUCGAUAUCCCAGUACCUCCUCGCGAAUCCAAACUGUGAAGCCAGGUGGGCGGGCUUGUGAAGAUGGUUUUGGUCCCGGGUCGUCGGCGACGAGGUGGAACCGCUCAGCCUGUCCGUACGCGCAACGUCGCGAUAUAUGUCGAUAGCAAAAUGCUUACACCAUGUCGUCAAGAUUCCAUGUCCUUCCUCACCCGUGAUCUUUUGUGACUUGAAUUCGUGUGUUUCCCUUGGGUGGUCUUCCAUUGGGGUUCUAGACCAUCCGCUUGUACAGUUCUGGGCACCCGCGGCGGUGACAUCCGGCGGCGCGCGGUCCCGGUAGUAGAUGGUCCCAAAAGUCCGGGCCCCCAACUCGCCCUGCCGGUGACGGGGCCGGCACGUAUUCCUUCCACCGCUGUGUGAGUACGGAAUAGAUCUGGGGUUGCCUCAACUACUAGAUGGAAUCAGCACUAGCUACCGGAGUCAUAGGAUUCUUGUAAUUAUCGGAUGGAAGGAUGACCGCUUGAAUCAAUUCAAAAGGUUUUGAUCCAUCAUCCAGCAGGUUCUGUUAACAGAAAGAUCCAAGAGAGAGCAUGCCAGAUGCACGUUGUCCGUCACGGAAGCUUAUCUCCCCGCUUUUGAGAGAAGAUACAGGUAUCAUGGAUGCUUCGAGCAGUUUCAAGCCAAAUUACAGCAGCUCUUGCCCCCAUCCAUCUCUCUUCUUGUUGCCCUAGGGUGGUGGACUGAUGGUCCUCAACAACGGGUUUGUGAGAAUAGGGUGCGGUACACCCAUCAAACGCCAUUGAGUCACAUACCUGUACGAAUACGUCUUUGUCUCAAUGAAUAUCCCACGGAUCCGGCCGAGACAUCCAUUCACUCCUGAAUACCACAUCCUUCUUAUCAAUUAAUUAUUAUCUAAAAGAGCCGCAGUACCUAUUGUUCAUUGUCCGGAUGUCUUUGGGCGAGAUUAUCCGCGCCUCCUGUCUCGGAAAUAUGCGGGCACUGCUGAGGCUUCUAUUUUGUUAUUUGACUGCAGGCCUGGUUGGACUUUUGUAAAGCCGUUGUGCCGAUAUACUUGCUCAUCUCCCAUCAAGCGGUGGCAUGUCUGCUGUCUAGUGUUGCCUCCCUCCCAUGGGAUGCUUCCUUGGGGAUGAGACGGAUGUCAAGCCACAGACCCCAAAUGGUUAUAUUGGUUGAGGAGGAGUGGGACUGGGGAAUCGGACGAUUUUUUUGGCAGAGCGAACCGGGGGUGGUAAAUAGAAUGAACCGUGGGGAAUCGCACGGGAAACAACAUCAAAACCGUCCGGUUCACCGUUUGGCUCGUAAUUUUAGGAGAUAGUCGUGACUGGGGGAGGCCGAGGACAGUAGGGGUUCCCCCCAUCGUAAAUCAAGAUCCGGGUGCAUUGAUGGCUAAUUUUGAUGGGCAAUCAAAGCUAGACUGGCAAUCUCGACGUCCGGCGUAGCAUCGACUAACACUGUUGGGGGACAACCCAGAAGGCAAGUUAGAGAGGGAAGAAUGUCCCCGUAGAAGGUAAUAGGAGGCGGUGUAAAUAAACAUAGGACUGCUCCAUAAAUGAGGAUUCCCUCAAUCGGAUGUUGAGCAAAGGAUUGUGUAACUCACAUUUUUGACACAUGUCUAAAGGCACCCGGCGUUUCACUUCCGAGGGUUUUGCGGAAUGCGAGAAAUGACAUCAAGGGCUGUUAAGCCCGAGAUUUUGAGUUGACUCUUGCCAACGCACAUGUGCUCUCCAUUGCCAUCCGAACCGUAGGAUUCGAGAUCCAGCGAUUGCUCCAGCGAUCCAUCAGCGGGCGGGCCUCAAAUGGUUGGGUGCGGGCCUGCUGGCUCGAAAUGCAAGGCGGUCUCGGACCCUCGACAACUCUGCGAAGUAGGCGGUUAUUACUCGACGAUGCGAGGUUGGCUGGUCUCGUGAACAGGCGAGGCCACACCUCAGGAUGCAAUUCCCCCUCAGGGAUGAUAAGAUAAGACGAGCCAGACAUGGGGUAAGGUAGGUAGGUCAACAACCGGAUCGCAAGGAUCGUCUUGUCGGGGUAUUCGUAUCCUUUGAUUCAUCCCCUCUUCGAGAACAACACCGGACACGAGAUAAUGACCGUGGAUAUCCCGUGUUCGGUAUGCGGGUACGACGAACGAGG